This is a messenger RNA of Tuber aestivum (summer truffle), 3214 nucleotides long. NCBI's taxonomy places the organism in Eukaryota, Fungi, Ascomycota, Pezizomycetes, Pezizales, Tuberaceae. The record is from the annotation of a GenBank genome assembly.
AUGGCUUAUCGAGCACUCGCUUAUCGAUCCCGUUUCGCGCGUUCCCUGGGUCUCAAUAUCCGCGCAGUGGGGCGCGUAACCCCGCCUCCUUCACCAUUGUCUUUACAGCCCAGUGGACGGAACACCCCACUUGCCGCCGUCUCACUAUUCUCUACCACCGCCCCGCAUGGCCGGGGAGGGAUGAACAUGGACGAGGCGGGAGAGAUGUAUGCUUUUGACCCUGCGGAUGAAGCUCAAUUCUCCCAAUCUGGGGAGGAUGAAGCUCAAUUCUCCCAAUCCGGGGGGGAUGAAGGGGCUGAACCCCCGGAGCUCACCCCCGAUGAUAAGAGGACUGAGCGCAAGUGGAGUUGGAAGGAGGCUAGUUCGAGUAAUUCCGGGGGCAUCGACCCCAAUGAUACUACCGUAUACCCAACCACUUCAGAGCUUGCCCAUAGAAUUCUGAGAAAGACUUGGGGAUUUGAUGAAUUCCGUCCAAGACAGGAGGAGGUUAUAUCCAGGUUGAUCCAUGGGGGAAGUGCAGUCAUCGUCUUCCCCACAGCUAGUGGUAAGAGUUUGAUUUUCCAAAUUCCUGCUUUGGCCUUCGAUGAGUAUGACGAGAGCAUGGGCCAAAAAAAGGGAGGGAUCUCGAUUGUUGUCAGCCCUUUAAUUGCUCUAAUAAAGGUUUGUCAUUUGAUAUCCCAAUGGGAAAAUCUUGAGUUUUCUAAUGUAGCGGUUUUUCAAAAGGAUCAAGUCGACGCUCUCCAAAGAAGGGGUGUUGAAGCUGCGGCCAUUGAUUCUACGCAGACACGUGAAUCUAUCCUCAAUACCAAUGACCUUUUGAGGAAGGGAAAAUUGAAAUUGCUGUGAGCUUAUACAAUGAGAUCUUACUUGAUACCAGCUGACUAGCUUCUGACCUCUAGCUAUUGCGCGCCUGAACGUCUCAACAACGAGGGAUUCGUUGAAACGAUUAGAAAGACUCGUGUUCGCUUAAUAGCUGUCGACGAAGCCCAUUGCAUUUCUGAGUGGGGACAGGCAUUCAGGCCUGAUUAUCUCAAGAGUUAGUCUUCAUUCCUACCAUAAGACUUUAUUACUAAUACUGUUGUUGCGCCAUAGUCGCUCGGUUUGUCAAAGAAAUGAAUGCAGAGAGGGUUUUGUGUCUCACUGCUACUGUAAGCUGCCAUCUAUUCUAUGGGAGCCCUAUUUUUCUAUACAACCACCACUUUCCCUCGGCUGGAAUGUUGACGCAGUAAACUAACAAUUCGUCUUAAGGCCACGCCAAAAGUUUGCGAGGAUAUCCUUAGAGGCUUCGGUGUCCCGGAUAAUGGGCUGUUCAAGACACCCACCUAUAGAGAGAAGUGAGUGCCUAUUGUGUGAGAGCUGGUUGUGUUAUUUUCUUUCGUGGCCUAUAGAUAAUAGGUUUGCUGAUGAUCCCGCUUAGUCUUCAGCUUCUGGCAGAGCCCUUUGACACAAUUGAGGAUAAAUUGCCCAAGCUAGUCGAUUUCUUGAAUUCGAAUCCCGGGCCAUCCAUCGUCUAUGUCACCACUCAGAGGGUCAGUGUCUACUUGCGGUUUCCCACAUAUAACCUGCUUUAGUCUAAAGUCUCUUCGCCCCUUUUUGCACAAAUUGAUCCUGAUCCAUUUGUCUAGCAAGCCGAAGAAGUAGCUCAAGCCUUGGGUGCGGCUGAGGUGAAGGCAAUGCAUUAUCAUGCUGGCAUGGACAAACCCGAAAGAGCGUUCGUUCAAGACCAAUUUAUGGAUCGGAAGGAUUUAACGGUAAUGCCACGGAGCAAGCCCUAUACACACUAUUGCUGUUUUGCUAACCGCCCUCUUCGGGAUUAGAUUGUCGCCACAAUUGCUUUUGGUAUGGGCAUUGAUAAGCCCGAUAUCAGGAACAUUAUCCAUUACGACUUCCCACGUAGCUUAGAGGGCUAUAGGUAUGUAAUUAACCUAGGCAGCCCCUCUCUCUAAAUUCCUCAUCUAACGGCCACAGUCAAGAAAUUGGGCGUGCAGGUCGUGACGGCCUUCAAAGCAAGUGUAUGCUCUACCUUUGUGGGGAGGACUGGUGCCAACGUGAAUUCUUUUGCCGCAUGGAUCUACCAAGCAAAAAGAAUGUUGAUAAUCUUCUAAGGGAGCUGUUUACGUCGAAUGAGGAGGUCGAGGCCGGAGAUGUCAUAGAGACGAAUGCCGCCCAGGAAAGCAAGACUCACGAUAUCAAAGUCAGUUGUCUCUUGAAUUUGCUGCAUCUCAAUCUUAAAGGCUAAUAGUAAACUAGUUAAACACCCUUAGCCUUCUCUAUUCCCAGCUCGAACUUCGCUUCGAAAUUUUACGGGCCAUCACACCAAAGUACUCGAUAUUCAGAUUUGUGCCGUCUGAUUCUUUUGAGAGUUUUAUCGCUACCGACGAAGAUCCCAUUGCAAAAAUUAUGCUAGAGAAAGUCCAAAAGAAAAGAAGAGGAAAGAUAAGAUCCGUGGAUAUUGACCAGAUCAGCCAGGAGAAUGAAAUCAAGCGCGAAGAACUAGUCUACCGGAUCCAGAGCUGGGCGAACCAGGGUCUGAUAGAGUUGAAGACUAGCGGCGUUCUCCAGCGUUAUCGUAUGCUCAAACCAUUCCCAAGGGAUGAAACAGAUAUCCAAGAAUUGAUCGACAAAGCUUAUGAGCAGAUGGAACAUCGCGAGCUGGAGGAUCUCAGCCGUAGCAAAAAUGUGAUUAAGCUAAUGACAAGUCCCGGAUGCAUCGCGCUGGGCCUAGCAAAACAUUUUGGUGAUGAGGGCUCAGUUGGCGAGGAGGGCUGCGGGAAAUGCCAGUUCUGUACCACUGGGAAGCCGCUUGUGAUGUCGGACCCUAUAAUAAAGAAGAAUCCUGUUGAUCCCGAUCGCGUCACAGCGAUCUUGAGAGCCUGUAGGGUGCGGGAUGAUCCUAGGUUAUUGGCAAAGGUCGCAUUCGGGAUAUCAAGCCCCCGUAUCACUAAGGAGAGAUGCGGUAAUGGGAGCCACAUAUUUGGGAGUAUGGCUGAUUGCGACUUUGACGUAUGACUUCCCAAAUACAACCCUUCGAAAACACUCGCUAACCAUCCUCUAGGAAUUGAUGACUGAAUUUGCCAACCAUUGUACACCAGAGGAGGAGUAGGUUUUUUUUACCCUUCCCGCAUCGAAUGGGAGGCUCGGAUUGCUUGUCUUUAGUUUUCUGUACUUACCUGUACAUAUGCGUCCCUCAUAACUACCCUCUCUCCUCACCUUG